Messenger RNA from Camellia sinensis, 2442 nucleotides. RefSeq names its product transcription factor bHLH49. Gene Ontology annotation, biological process: regulation of DNA-templated transcription. The record is from RefSeq and is a predicted model, not a curated record. NCBI's taxonomy places the organism in Eukaryota, Viridiplantae, Streptophyta, Magnoliopsida, Ericales, Theaceae. Gene Ontology annotation, molecular function: DNA-binding transcription factor activity; protein dimerization activity. Gene Ontology annotation, cellular component: nucleus.
CUUUCUCUCUCUUAGUUCCCUUAAUUUUACUUUUGAUUUUCUCUCUCUCUCUCUCUUCCCUGUUAGUUUCUCUGUUUGUACUGUCCUCCAGAAGCUCUUUCUGAUCUGUUUCUCUCUCCAUCUCUAUUUCAAGAUUGUUUCUCUUGGUGGCAUCAAACAUUGGCAGUACACACCAGUUGGGCUGAGCUAAAAACAGUAGGGUUUGAACAAAGUCCCUCCCAAGUUCAAUAAAAGUUCUCAUCAGUGCAAAAGCAUCAAAAUGGUGGAUGGAGUACCAAAAGUAGUACAGAAUCUAAAAAUGGGUCUUUAAUCUUUGUUGAGGCUAUUGAACAAUUGGGCUUUUGGUGUCACCAUUUUUUGUGAGACAACUUUAAGAGGGCAAUUAGGCUUUUGGGGGUCUCCAUUCUUGGUUGGCUACUUUUACGAUUCUGUUGAGGAGAAAUGGAUAUGGGUGGCACUGAUCAUUUUCAACAGGAAAAAAGGAAUGAAGAUCUUAGGAACUACCAUUCUACCAAUUUGUCCUCGGACUGGCCAAUUGGCGGAUCCAAUCUCACAAAUUCAUCGAUGGGAUCAAUUCCUACAACCAAUCCCAUGGCAGUUUGUAAAGGAGAUGUAAUGGAGUCUCCUUCUUGUUCCUCUGGCCCCUCAUUCUGCCCAACAACAGUUUGGGACCACCCCACCAAUACCCAAAACUUGGGUUUCAGUGACAUUAAUUUGCAGAGCAGUGCUGGCGCUUCAAACACACUGGGAUUUAGAAAAGGCCCUCUGAGUAUUGAGAGAACACUUGAUAUGGGUUGGGCUCCACAAAAUUCAACGGUGAAAGGGGGUAUGUUUUUACCAACUGGUCCUGGAAUGAUUCCUCAGAGCUUGUCUCAGUUUCCAUCUGAUUCUGGUUUCAUUGAGCGAGCGGCGAGGUUCUCGUGCUUUGGUGGGGGGAAUUUUGGUGAUAUGAUGAACCCUUUUAGUAUUCCUGAAUCUAUGAAUCCUUAUGCUAGGGGUGCAUCAUCGGUGAUGCAACGAAUGCAAGAGGUAUUUGUGGGAAAUGGGUUGAAAUCUGUAUCUAGUGGGCAAUCCCAGAAAAAUGAGGUGAACAUGGUUGAAGCUUCCAAAGAUGUUUCUAUGUCGGUUGAAUUGGGGGCUACUGAAGGGAGCCCACUCAAGAAUGAGAGGAAGAGCGAGAGCAUUUUGCGGUCUCAUGAUGAAGCAAAACUAGGUGUUGGUGUGUCCGGUAACGAUUCUGAUGAAGCCGAAUUCAGUGGUGGUGGUGGUGGUGAAGAGGAGCCUUCUUCUUCCAAAGCAGUCGGUUUGAAGAAAAGGAAGAGAAGUAGUCAGGAUAAUGAAACUACAAAGGAUAACACUGAAAUUCAGCGAAAGGGAGAUCAAACCCCAACUUCAACAACCAACAAGCCUAGUGGAAAACAUGUUAAACAGGGGUCUCAAGCUUCGGAUUCACCAAAGGAAGAGUACAUACAUGUUAGAGCACGAAGAGGCCAGGCAACUAACAGCCACAGUCUUGCAGAAAGAGUUAGAAGGGAAAAGAUCAGUGAAAGGAUGAAGCUUCUUCAGGACAUUGUUCCUGGUUGCAGCAAGGUCACGGGAAAGGCAGUUAUGCUUGAUGAAAUCAUUAACUAUGUGCAGUCACUACAACGACAGGUUGAGUUUCUGUCUAUGAAGCUUGCAACAGUUAAUCCACGCCUGGACUUUAAUGUUGAAGGGCUCCUUGCAAAAGAUAUUCUUCAGUCACAAGCUGGUCCUUCAUGUACGCUAGGUUAUUCACCCGAUAUGACUAUGCCCUUUCCUUCUCUGCUUCCAUCCCAACCAGGAUUGACCCAGACAGGCCUUCCUGGCAUGUCAAACUCUUUGGACGCACUUCAGAGAUCACUUAAUUCCCAAUUAGCAGCCAUGAGUGGAGGAUACAAGGAGCCUACUCAGGUACCCAACAUGUGGGGUGAGGAUGAGCUUCACAAUGUUGUCCAUAUGGGCUUUAACUCCAGUGCUCCACUCGACAGCCAAGAUUUAACUGGGUCUACGCCACCAGAGCAUAUGAAAGUCGAACUUUGAAUUUGUGUCUUUCAGUGCCAGUCUCCAUUGUUUCUCCAUUUGAGCUUUAAUAUAAAUGCUACCAAAAAGUUCUAAUUCAUUCUAUCUCAAGAGAAUUGUUUGAUGGGCGAGGAUUUGUGGGUUGAAGGUGUCGAUUACUCAACAAAAUCAAUUGAUAUGUUGUAGAGGAAGUUGAAAUAUGGUGGUUGUGUUUCUAACUUACAUGUAUUUGUCUGGGAUGGGGUUUCAAAGGAGAUCGGAGUCGAAACCAUAGAAGUGUACUUGCUCAAUUUAGGAAGGGAGAAGUUUGAAGAUGUAUAUGUUAAUUAUAUAUUGACCAAUGAAUGUGAGGUUUUAUUCAUGUUUACUUCAUAAAUUUCUUCCUAGGAGUAUUUAUUAUUA